Pseudomassariella vexata is the source of this 2827-nucleotide messenger RNA. RefSeq lists its product as uncharacterized. Lineage: Eukaryota; Fungi; Ascomycota; Sordariomycetes; Amphisphaeriales; Pseudomassariaceae. The record is from RefSeq and is a predicted model, not a curated record. Bases 146 to 2371 code for a protein of 741 amino acids. The transcript is spliced from 4 exons. Gene Ontology annotation, molecular function: protein binding.
CACCUCGACAUCCUUACCACAUCGCAGGUGCCCGCAUCGCAAUCCCCUUUGUUCCAACGUCGAAUCGCUCGCGACUUUGCAACCUUGAUGGGCACGACUUGAUGGUCCUCCCACACCAGAUUGACUAUCGCCAAAGGUCGGCAUCAUGGCCGUCGACCUUGAAGAAGCCAGCUACUGGCCAACCGAAAAUCUGAUUCUCAAGACUGGACGCAAGCGCUUCCGCGUUGCUAUUGAACCACUGCAUUGGCAGCUUCGGUCUCUUCUCAGUGCAGAAGGCAACGACACUAUCUACUUCCCCGCCGGAGUCAACAACACGCACAUUACGCGACUGGACACUCGGACGCGCGAAACCGAAACCAUCAAGAUAUUGAGCUUCUACCCUAGGUGUUUGGUGGCCAAGGGUGGCUGGAUAUGUUGCGGUGGCGAGUUGGGCGAGUUUGCCGUCAUUCGUGACGUGGGACAGAUGGAAGGCCACGAAGAGGGCAACCCAAGUGGAAGCGCCGUCGACGAUGCACUAAGUAACGAUUUCCGAUUUCAUCUAAGCUCGCUAUCAUCGCCUCCAGGGUCGGAUCCAUCUUUCACGCAAUUUAGUAGGGACAUGUUCAAUAUGCUGGAACGACGAUUGAAUGGACCAGCCAAGACAUGGACCGUCUCAAACCACAAAUUCGGGACUGAGCGCGUCAACUGUAUAACCAUCUGGCAACCUCCUAAAUCCUCCUCCCCCUUCCCCGCAGGUCCAGGGAAUUAUGCGACUCCAGUAGCUGUUCUUGCAAAUAACGACAAGACUGUCACAUUUGUCGGCCUGCAAGACUGCGAAUGCUUAGAUGAGCUUCAGUAUCCCGAUUGUGUGAACCGGGGCGUGCUCUCCCCAGAUGGCACCAUGUUGGCAAGCAUCUGUGAUGACCCUUUUCUUUACAUACAUGUGAGAAGAGUGGUGUCUCGAGGGAAAACAGGCGAGGUUUUUGAAUGGAAGAUGCUGCCCCCUAUACGCCUAAAGAGCCAGAGAAAGGACGACAGCUCGGACUGCCGAGGAAGCUUUGCUGCUUCCUUCUCCCCUUCCGGCCGGUAUCUGGCCGUGGGUACCCAGUAUGGCACUAUUUCGAUAUUUGAUGUUGCCGCUCUCCGGGACCCCGACAAUACAGAUCCUAUGGUGACCUUCUUCAACGCGGCACAAUUUCCUCAGGAUGAGGCCGCGGUUCGGGACAUGGCAUUUUGCCCUGGCCCAUAUGAUCUCUUGGUGUGGACUGAACAUCGGGGACGAGUAGGCAUUGCCGACGCACGCACUCGUUUUACUCAACGGCAGAUCAUCUCCCUAUCCAACCACGAUGACUUGGAGCACCUGGCCGUGAACGACAGAAACACGAUAGACCCGCGACUGCUCGAGCACCGAAGUGAGCGCAACAUGACAACGGGACCAGGAAGCUCUUCUCAUCUAUCGAGUCUAUUGAACCAGACCAGCUCUCCGCGGCCAUUGCCCAACCCCGAGCCUUCUGAUGCCACCGAUAGGCUAAACCACCCCUUCACACCCGAAGAAACGGCCAUUUUGGAAGCAGUGCAGAAUGACCGUCGGCGGCGAGAGGCCCGAGAGGCACGCGAGCAACGCGACCAUCAGGUUGCUAGAGGCAGCGCAGCGUGGAGAUCUUCGGUCUGGGCCGAGCGUGUAAGUGUACCAUCAAGUUCCAUGACUUCGCUACGUUCGACCGUCGACCAAGAGGACCGUGAAGCCGAUCUACGGGCCCUCGGAAUAUACAGAGACAUUGCUCACACUCUACGACAACAGCGAGAGGCGCUAACUCGAGUACUCGAUCGCGAGCGCAACCGCGACGCCCGUGACCUCCAUCGCCAGGCGACGACAAACCAGUCAAACAUUGAUCAAGAUCGCGAGAGACGUGCUCCAACCCCUCGGCGGAGAAGUUCCAUUAUGCAAGCUCUCACACAAAACGUGGACAACUUUGCUCAGGUAUUGAACCGGACCCAAGCCCCAGGGGACAACGAGACUUCAGGCUCCCGCGACUCGUCCGGUCCGUGGGUGUCUUCACGGUUGACUGCCGGCUGGGCUGAUCUGGCUGCACUGUACGACAUCGGCACGGAAAGCAGCAAUCCUAACGAGGGCACUCGUGCUGAAUCGAGUCGGGCUCGGCGCGCUAUUCCCGUCAUCAGCGACGUGUGGAACGACGACCUCGGCGGCUUUGGGAUCCGUCGUAACAAUGCGAGGACCCACCGGGAUCACAACCAACACGCAGACGACACGGCAGGCCUGACGUGGAGUGAAGACGGACAGAUACUAUACAUUGGAGCCGAGGACGGCAUUUACGAAUUCCACAUCAACCUCCAGGGGAGAAAGGUUUUCCCUGACAUGACUCUGCGUUGAUGUCCCGACUUGUAAAAUGGAAUGAAUGUGGCAGAUAUGCGGCAUUGCGGCUUAUUCGCAUUUUAGGGGGCUGAGCUGGAAACAAGCAAUCCAUAAAGAGUUGUUCAGGCAAAACGAUGGAAGGGAGUGCAGCCAUGCUGUGCAGGCGGUGGGUGGAGACUCUCUCAAAUCCCAUUAGUAGUUAUCAGGAUUCACGACAAAAUCUUGGAAGCUUUGGAGGUUUGAUGGCUAUGACAGCGGAGUUAAUUGCACAGGGUUUACGGAUACCAGGCUGUGAAUUGCAUGGAAGGGUUAAGGUGGCCAAGGCACUUGCAAGUUGUACAUAUCGUGUACUAUAUAAUCUACCAGUAUAUGCCGUGAUCCCAGUUUGAAGAUGACAUGACUCUCAGCCGGGUUGCGGUGAAAAUAAGCUGAUUGGGCAUUGCCCUAUGAUGGAGAGUCCAAUGGAUCUUAUCU